Molecule: messenger RNA, 544 nt
Organism: Paramecium sonneborni
Lineage: Eukaryota; Ciliophora; Oligohymenophorea; Peniculida; Parameciidae
Source: the annotation of a GenBank genome assembly
GCAAAAUUUUAAAGACAAAUUUAAAAACUAAAAGAUAAAUGAGUGUAUUAAUUGGUGAAGAAUCUAAGAGUAAAAAUUGUUAAAUAUAAGUGAAUUAAUAAAAUGAAGAAAGUGUAAUUUCAUAAAUUCGAAUUUGGGAACAAGGUAAAACUGAUAUUUAUUUUAGUUGCUCGAGAAUAUUAACAAGAGAUACAAGUAAAAAUAAUAUGCAAUAAAAUAGUAAUUACAACAAUAAAUAUGGGAUAACAAUAUGAAUAAAGUAUUUCAGAAAUGUAAUGGUGUUCCAAAAAACUAUUUGGAAAAAAUUAAACGAAUGAAAAUGGGUAAAUCUAAUAAAAAAUGCAGUAUAUGCUUUAAUGAGUUCCAAAAAGGUUUAAAAUAAUAAAUAUUUAUAGAUGAAUUAAUAAUGCAGCUUCCAUGUUAACAUAUAUUUCAUGAACAUUGUUGUAAAUCAUGGCUAGUCAAUAGUCGGAAAUGUCCAAAUUGUAGAUCUGAUGUCGUUGAGAUGAUAAAGAAUUAAUUAAAAUGAGAAAACCAUGAAAAA